Messenger RNA from Coniosporium apollinis CBS 100218, 1143 nucleotides. RefSeq lists its product as uncharacterized. The record is from RefSeq and is a predicted model, not a curated record. Gene Ontology annotation, cellular component: membrane. The transcript has 4 exons. NCBI's taxonomy places the organism in Eukaryota, Fungi, Ascomycota, Dothideomycetes. The coding region runs from base 1 to 1143 and encodes 380 amino acids.
AUGGAAAACUACGUGGAAGGCAGCAUGUGGUUUUAUGCCCCGAACAAGGUGGCACCGAUUGUGUUUUGCGUACUCUUCUUCAUCUCAGGAGUCUGGCAUGCGUAUCAAACCCUACGCUACCAUUCGUGGAGAACGACCCUCUUCCUGCCCUGGGCCGCCUUCCUGAUGAUAGCAGGCUUCGCUACUCGCGAAGCCGGCGCCUAUCACCUCGAAAACCUCGGCCUUGUCAUUGCUAGCAACGCGCUGAUCAUGUCCGGCCCGCCCGUCUACGCCGCGAUAAACUACAUUAUCCUCGGCCGCGUCCUCUACUACGUUCCUUACCUCGCUCCCAUGCACCCCGGCCGUGUGAUCACGACCUUCCUUGGCAUCGACGGCAUCAUCGAAGCCAUGAUUGUCAACGGUGCGAUUCUGAUGACGAACUCGAGUCUCGAAGAAAGCAAACGCAUCCUCGGUGCCAACCUCGUCAAAUCAUCCCUCAUCAUCCAAGCAGUCAUGUUCGUCGUCUUCGUCUUCAUCGCAUGCAUCUUCCACCGGCGGGCCCAGCGGGCCGGGGUCUUAACAAAGAAGCUGCGCACCAUCCUGGUAGUGCUGUAUGUCAGCUGCACCAUCAUCACCGUCAGAUGCAUCUUCAGGAUUGUCGAGUUCUUCGAAGGCUGGACUGGCCACCUGUACAGGCACGAGCCGUAUUUCUGGGUCUUCGAGGCGAGCAUCAUGUUCGUCAACUCGCUCAUCUGGAACAUUUGGCACCCUGGCGCAAGGGUCCCGCGCUCCAACGAGGUUUACCUGUCUCGUGACGGCGUGACGGAGCUGAAGGGGCCGGGAUGGGACGAUGACAGGAACUGGGUCGUUACCAUCUUUGAUCCCUUCGAUCUCUACGGCAUCCUCACUGGCAAGGAUAAGAGGACGAGGUUCUGGGAGAUGUCACAGGAGGAGGUGGAGGCGUUGCUGGCAGAGAAGAAGACGAACAAGAGGAAGUGGUAUGCGGCGCUGCUGGACCCAUUUCACCUGUGGGGCUCGAAGGGCUUGAUCGGGAAGUACCUUGUCAAAAAAUCGACUAAGAACCCAAGGCCCACAGCUUCAUCCCCCACCGCGAAUCCUUCAGGGGAUAAGCCGCCGGCUAGUCGAGUAUCCGAAGUGGUGUAG